Messenger RNA from Solanum dulcamara, 855 nucleotides. RefSeq names its product protein LIGHT-DEPENDENT SHORT HYPOCOTYLS 7-like. Gene Ontology annotation, cellular component: nucleus. Gene Ontology annotation, biological process: response to light stimulus; mRNA transcription. The transcript has a single exon. NCBI's taxonomy places the organism in Eukaryota, Viridiplantae, Streptophyta, Magnoliopsida, Solanales, Solanaceae. The record is from RefSeq and is a predicted model, not a curated record. Bases 213 to 773 code for a protein of 186 amino acids.
AACAAUUCAUUAAAACUCAAAACAAAUCUCUCCCUCACAAAUUCUCCUCCCAAUUUAUGUUUACUUUUUUUUUCUUUUUAAUAAAAAGAAAAUAGAUUUUUUUUUAUAGUAUUAUAAUUUAUUACUCCUUUGGCAGAAACGCUUAAUUCGAGAAAAAUCAAGGUUGCUGGACAAAAAAACCCUUGUUGAGAAGAUAGUGGAACUUUCAAAAUAUGAUGUCAUCAAGUGAGCAAAGAAGGGAAGUAGGAGAAGGAUCAUCAGCGACCGCAACUCUAGUACAAUCUGAUCAUCACCAUCAUCAUCAACUAUUAUCAUCAUCGACUCAACUGAGUCGUUAUGAGUCUCAAAAACGUCGUGAUUGGAACACUUUCGGACAAUACUUGAAGAACCACAAACCCCCGGUUCCUUUACCGCAGUGCAACUACAACCACGUGUUAGAUUUUCUCCGAUACCUAGAUCAAUUUGGAAAAACUAAGGUACAUUUAAAUGGAUGUGUAUUUUUUGGACAAGUUGAGCAAGUUGGACAAUGUAUAUGUCCUCUUAAACAAGCAUGGGGGAGUUUAGAUGCACUAAUUGGAAGGCUUAGAGCUGCUUAUGAAGAAAAUGGAGGAUUACAAGAGACUAAUCCAUUUGCUAAUAGUGCUAUAAGAAUUUAUCUUCGUGAGGUAAGAGAUUCUCAAGCUAAAGCAAGGGGAAUUCCUUAUAAGAAGAAGAAAAAGAAGAGGAAAAUUCAAAUUAAUUCUUGUAAUAACAAUGAGGCAAAUUCUUCUUGAUUUGCUCAAGAGGGAAAAAAAUAAAUGGUAAAAAAAAUUUCUUUUAUAAUAUAAUAAGAGGGUUACUUCAAUUUGCUUUUGG